This is a messenger RNA of Sphaeramia orbicularis (orbiculate cardinalfish), 1122 nucleotides long. It is a transcript of the gene prelid3b, whose product is annotated as PRELI domain containing 3. The record is from RefSeq and is a predicted model, not a curated record. The transcript has 6 exons. The coding region runs from base 113 to 697 and encodes 194 amino acids. NCBI's taxonomy places the organism in Eukaryota, Metazoa, Chordata, Actinopteri, Kurtiformes, Apogonidae. Gene Ontology annotation, cellular component: mitochondrial intermembrane space.
CGGUGCGGGUUGCCUUUGAACGUGGUCCACUGAUUUCAGUCAGUGUGUCUGUCACUCUACCGGCUUAUCUACGAGUCGAACUCACACACAGCCAGCGUCUGUCAGCUAAACCAUGAAGAUCUGGACAUCAGAGCACAUAUUUAACCACCCUUGGGAAACAGUGACCAAGGCUGCCAUGCAAAAGUACCCCAAUCCUAUGAAUCCCAGUGUGUUUGGAGUAGAUGUUUUGGAUCGAGCCAUUGACAAACAGGGACGCCUACACAGUAAAAGACUCCUCAGCACAGAGUGGGGCCUUCCAUCUAUAGUCAAAUCUAUCAUUGGUAACACGCGGACGUGCACAUAUGUUCAGGAGCAGUCAGUUGUGGACCCUAAAGAGAAGACGUUUGAACUUCAGUCAACGAAUAUUACUUUUACAAACAUGGUGUCAGUGGAUGAAAAGUUAACAUACAAACCACACCCAGAGGAUCCAGAAAAGACAGUAUUGACUCAGGAGGCUAUAAUCUCUGUGAAAGGAGUCAGUCUCAGCAGCUACUUGGAGGGCGUUAUGGCCAAUACCAUCUCUGCUAAUGCUGGAAAGGGCCGUGAAGCCAUGGAGUGGGUAAUCAGACGACUCAACGCUGAGAUUGAGGAGCUGGCAGCUACAGCAUGCGGGACCAUGCGCUCCCCGAUGGCAGCCGCUGCAGUCACCGAGAAAUGACACCAGCCUCUGUUUUCCGGCUGAGUCUGGGAGAAACUGCACAUCAGUCCUACCAGCCUCCCUUUAUGAUGCUCUGGUGCUGUUUGGUGCUCUGUUUUUUUGUUGUUUUUUUUUCUUAGUUAUUUGAGGGUACAAUUCCACCAUCUCCAUUACAUUACUGUCUACAUUAGAUACAUUUGGGGCAGCAGAUCGCAUCAUAGAGGGAGUCUGUGGUCACAUUGUCACUGUAUCCCACUCGGCAGGACCACACAGAGAGGUUUGAGGGGGUAAAGUGAGUGGCAUGCUCAGGGACAAGUGGAAACAGAACUGAUAUGUGUGUUUUUGUGAACAUGUAGCAUUGGCAUUGGAGAGGUAUCAGAGGCAUUUGGAUGAACUGACAAGAUAAAGUGCCAAAGCAAAUCACUGCUUUUUGCUCCACCUCUUUU